CUACGGCUGGCAGACAGCCCGCGCCAGUGAAGUGGAAAGCUCCUUCCAAAGUUGCGUUCGAACCAACGGCCGUGCUUUUACUCUUCCUCUGUGUUCUGAGUUCUGAGAGCUUCAACCAGAAGAACUUCUCCUCUGAUUCACAGUAGAUAAAUAAGCUAGGGUACUACUACUCCCCGAUCUCACAUGUUGAAAACUAAGUCGUCUCUCCCGAACCUCUCUGUUUUAUUCGAAAUGGCGGUCUGUCCGUGCAAGGAGGGUCAAGAUGUCUACUGCAUUUCAGUGAUUUCUGACAACGAAAAUUCCAAUCGACAUUGUUCAUCAGACUUGUCAGUCUUAAAUGUUGCAGAAGUUCUGUAUCCACUAGAAAGCCGGGCAUGCUCAGAUAGCCAAUGGGAUUGCAAGAACAGCGCCAGUCUGCAGACAGAAAGUACAGAUAGAUCUUCCCCAUGCAGUGUGGAUAUAGAUAUUGAGAAGGAAAACUUGGAAAUAUCCAAAUCAGUUGAGAGCUUUGAAGGGCACUCAAUGAAAGCUGAGAAUGCACUAACUAAGCUGUUUGAGAGAAAGAUUAAUAUACCGAUAGGUGGAAAGAUCAUUCAGCUUUUAAUGAACCAUAACCUGAUAUCACUGAGGUCCACUUCCAGAGACAAGCCAACAACUGAGAGAGCUCAUGACACACCUAAUGGCAGGUGGCGGAGUAAGCGUGCAGCCUCCUUUGACUCAAGAAAAGUAGUUCUUCUCUUCUCAAUAUUGUCAAGCAUGGGUUCAAUGAUGUUAAUAUAUUUGACUCUUCGAGUUAAGCAAAUAGGUGACGGGCUUGUUCAUGUCUAGUAUGAGCGUGUAAAAGAGAAUGAGAGGUGUUUUCUACAUUGGAUUUUCUUUUUCUAGUAUAGUCCUUUUUGCUUUUCCCGUUUUGCAUUUUUUUGACAAUCAUUGUUAUGUAUGCAAGUCAUUAAAUGAUAAAUACUCCUAAUUGCAAAUGCCAUCGUCCUUUGAGCUUUUCUUCAA
Nelumbo nucifera (sacred lotus) is the source of this 1005-nucleotide messenger RNA. RefSeq lists its product as uncharacterized. The record is from RefSeq and is a predicted model, not a curated record. NCBI's taxonomy places the organism in Eukaryota, Viridiplantae, Streptophyta, Magnoliopsida, Proteales, Nelumbonaceae.